Molecule: messenger RNA, 1589 nt
Organism: Echinops telfairi (small Madagascar hedgehog)
Lineage: Eukaryota; Metazoa; Chordata; Mammalia; Afrosoricida; Tenrecidae
Gene: HMG20B
Product: high mobility group 20B
Exons: 9
Coding region: 72-1025 (317 amino acids)
Biological process (GO): regulation of gene expression
Cellular component (GO): nucleus
Source: RefSeq, a predicted model, not a curated record
GGCGGUUGGUUGGAGCGUCGCAGCAGCCGAAAGCUCCGGGAAAGUUUCUUUGGAGGUCCGGCCGAGCGGCCAUGUCCCACGGCCCCAAGCAUCCCGUGGCGGCCACCGCGCCAGCAGGCGGCAAGACUCCAGGCCCGCAUGGGGGCUUCGUGGUGGCUGUGAAGCAGGAGCGCAGUGAGGGCCUGAGAGCCGGGGAGAAGGGGCCCCAUGAGGAGGAGCCAGUGAAGAAGAGAGGCUGGCCCAAGGGCAAGAAACGGAAGAAGGUUCUGCCCAACGGGCCCAAGGCGCCCGUCACUGGGUACGUGCGCUUCCUGAACGAGCGGCGGGAGCAGAUUCGCACUCGUCACCCGGACUUGCCCUUCCCCGAGAUCACCAAGAUGCUGGGUGCCGAGUGGAGCAAGCUACAGCCAGCCGAGAAGCAGCGGUACCUGGACGAGGCGGAACGGGAGAAGCAGCAGUACAUGAAGGAGCUGCGCGCGUACCAGCAGUCUGAGGCGUACAAGAUGUGUGCGGAGAAGGUCCAGGAAAAGAGGAUUAAAAAAGAGGACUCCGGCCCCGGGCUCAUGAACACGCUAUUGAAUGGACACAAGGGUGGGGACUGCAACGGCUUCUCCACCUUCGAUGUCCCCAUCUUCACUGAAGAGUUUUUGGACCAAAAUAAAGCGCGGGAGGCGGAGCUGCGGCGCCUGCGGAAGAUGAACGUGGCCUUUGAGGAGCAGAACGCCGUGCUGCAGCGGCACACGCAGAGCAUGAGCAGCGCGCGCGAGCGCCUGGAGCAGGAGCUGGCGCUGGAGGAGCGGCGGACGCUGGCCCUGCAGCAGCAGCUCCAGGCCGUGCGCCAGGCCCUCACCGCCAGCUUCGCCUCGCUGCCUGUGCCCGGCACCGGGGAGACGCCCACGCUCAGCACCCUGGACUUCUACAUGGCGCGGCUGCACGACGCCAUCGAGCGCGACCCCGCCCGCCACGAGAAGUUGGUCGUCCGCAUCAAGGAGAUCUUAGCCCAGGUGGCCAGCGAGCACCUGUGAUGGGGGGGGGCUCCCCCUGUUCUACGAGGAGACCGCGUUGUGGCCGGCCCUCUGCCACCCGCUCUGUGGAGGAGGGGCCAGGGAUCAACCCGAUUCUGCACCUUGGGGGCUCCAGCACACACACCCCCAAGUAAAUGUCUACAGCACCCCUCAGCUCUUACUUAACUUCUCAGCACCCCAGCCCAGCAAAAGCCCCCACCCAACCCAUGGCCACAAGGGACCCAGCGAGCUUGCAUGCCCCCCGGCCAGCCACACACUACACUUACCAGAGCGAGGACACCCCCCCUCCCCCGCCCCCACACGUGACUGCGUGACCCAGGGGGGGACAGGAAAAGGAGGCACAGCAAUAAGGACCCAGGGCAGACAAAGGUCACCCCACAGUCCUAGGCAAGAGGACAUGUAGCCUGUUGUCCUGUUCCAGAGCCAGCGUGCCUGACGGUGAGGGCAGGCAGAUACUGACCAGCCCCGCCCCACGGCAGUGGAGGGACCCUCUUGGAGGCGGCCCCUACCGCCACUGCUUAAUCCAGGCUUUUUCAAUUAAAAAAAAGAGAGUUUCCAUCAGGA